Messenger RNA from Lycium ferocissimum, 1190 nucleotides. RefSeq lists its product as uncharacterized. Gene Ontology annotation, molecular function: RNA binding. The record is from RefSeq and is a predicted model, not a curated record. The transcript is spliced from 8 exons. The coding region runs from base 285 to 995 and encodes 236 amino acids. Lineage: Eukaryota; Viridiplantae; Streptophyta; Magnoliopsida; Solanales; Solanaceae.
AAGAUUUACUUUCCAAAGACUUCCAUCAAACGUUUAGGAUUACAAUGCUAAGAAUCAGAGAAUUUAAACACGUGGUUAUUUCAUAAAACAGAGUCAUCAGGUGAGAUCAGAUAAUUAAGCCGGGCAUAUUAGCCACAAUUAACCGUAUUUUUCUGAAUAUUUUGACCAAAAGAAAAAAUAAAGUAAAAGAAAAAAAAAAGGAAAAAGAAACAGAACAGUGCAAUUCAAGAGCUGGUGUUCUUCACAGGAAAACAGUGUUAAAAAAAACUAACACUAAUAAAGUCAUGGAUAGGUAUCAGAAAGUGCAAAAGCCAAGAGCAGAGAAUCCUAUAAAGGAAAAUGAGAUAAGAAUAACAACACAAGGCAGAUUGAGGAACUACAUUACUUAUGCUACCAAUCUUCUGCAGGAGAAAGGAUCUAAAGAAAUUGCUCUCAAGUCUAUGGGCAGGGCCAUUAGUAAAACAGUAAUGAUAGCCGAACUGAUAAAGAGAAAGAUCGUUGGCCUUCAUCAAAUCACAUCGAUUGGUUCAACUGAUAUCACUGAUACGUGGGAACCUCUAGAAGAAGGACUUCUUCCGCUCGAGACUACUCGUCAUGUAUCAAUCAUCACAAUCAUCCUUUCCAAGAAAGAGUUAGAUACUUUAUCAGCCGGAAAAAUAAAUAUUUGCAGGUACCAACCACCUAUUCCAGCAGAUCAAGUCAGACCACAAACUGAAUAUGAUUAUGCAGGAGGGCGUUUUAACAAUGGUGAGCCUGGAUAUGGUGGAGACGGCGGAUGGAAAGGAGGGCGUGGAUAUAAUGGUAGAGGCCGAACUGGAGGAAGAGGUCGUGGUUAUCGUGGACGUGGUAACAACUAUGGUGGACAAGUUGGUUCAAUGCCCAUUCAAGGCCAGGGUCGGGGCCAAGGACAAGGACAAGUACAGGGACGGGGUAGAGGUCGGGGUCAGGGUAUGAAAGCAAAUGGUCCUGUCCGGGCAUCAGUUGCUUAUGUCUGAAUGUUAGGACAAGUCACUUGCUAUUAUUACGAGGUGUCCACGCUUGUGUUCAUCAAAUUCUAAUAGAAACUCAACCCUAAUACACUUAUCAUUUUUUCAAGUUCUUUUAGUGCACAUCUGAAUUAUCUUUAAUGAAAUUGAUAUGUUUCCUGAAUUAUGGUUAAGCUAUAGUAUAAAUUUCUUGGUAUUGGCAAA